Molecule: messenger RNA, 1680 nt
Organism: Manihot esculenta (cassava)
Lineage: Eukaryota; Viridiplantae; Streptophyta; Magnoliopsida; Malpighiales; Euphorbiaceae
Product: putative disease resistance protein At3g14460
Exons: 1
Coding region: 1-1680 (559 amino acids)
Source: RefSeq, a predicted model, not a curated record
AUGGUGCAGGUGGAGCUAAGCAACUGUCAUCAAAUUACUUCACUGCCACCACUCGGACGAUUAAAGUCAUUAAAAAAGUUGAGCAUAAAAGGUUCAAGUAGAGUAAAAGAAGUGGGUGUUGAGUUUUAUGAGGAUGAUUCAUGUUUUUCUUGUUUGGAAAUGCUAGAGAUUGUUAAUAUGGGUAAGUGGAAGCAGUGGGCUUGGUCAAAUGGUCUGGGUGAAGAUUCUGUGGUAAAAUUUCCUAAGCUGCAUGAACUUCGACUACAUAAUUGUCCCAAGUUGGUUGGAAAAUUGCCCAACUUCCUUCCUUCCCUGGAAAAACUUGUUAUUAAUAAUUGCCCGCUCUUGGUUGAAUUACCAAAAGUUCUCCCAUCACUUACAGCACUCUCUAUUAGAAGUUGUCGAGGGCCAAUUCUCAAGAGUUUGAUUAAUUCCACCUCUCUUACUAGUUUAAAGCAUUUGCAAAUUAUAGAAUGUCUUGAGCUUGCAUCAUUGGUAGAUGGAGAAGAAGAGCUAUUGCCAUGCAGUCUUGAAGUUUUGGAGGUAGAUAUGUGUCCAAAUCUGAAGGAGUUGCCAAGUGGACUGAAAGACCUCAAAUCUCUCAAAGAUUUGAGAAUAAGCCAAUGUAGAAGUUUAGUCUCCUUCCCAGCAGGGGGUUUGCCGCACAACUUGAUAUGUCUUAGUCUGCAAAACUGUGGAGCUUUGGAGUCUCUUCCGGAGGGGAUUGUGUCUCACAGUAAAUACAGCAGCGACACGUCUCAUCUCGAGAAGUUGCGUAUCUCUGGAUGUAAAUCUCUGAGGUCCUCUUCAAAUGGAAAGUUUCCUGAUUUCCUGAAGACCCUGGAAAUCCACAACUGGACAACACAAUUAUUAAACUCGCUAUAUUAUGGGCUUUCUCAUCUUACAGAUUUGCAAAUAUGGAACUGUCCACAAUUAGAAUCCUUUCCUGGGAAGGAAUUGCCCAUCCCUUCUCUUAUCUCUUUAAAAAUCGCUGGCUGUGAAGCAUUGAGGUCUCUAUCCAAUCAUAUGCAGAACCUCCAGAGUCUGCAACAGUUAGAAAUAGGCAACUGUCCUCGAUUAGAGUUGUUCCCAGAGAUGGGAUUGCGCAAUCCCAAGCAUGUCUCUUUCGAAAUUCAUCGGUGCAAAAAUUUGAAGUCUCUGCCCAAUCAGAUGCAAAGCCUCACUUCCCUCCAAUCUAUAAAUAUGUCAGAUUGUGGAGCAGCUAUAGAGUGCUCAAUAGAAUGUUUACCUCCAAACCUAACUAUGCUUUCCAUGGGUGCAUGCUUGAAUCUGAAACAGCCAAUGCUAGAGUGGGGACUCCACAGGCUCACCUCUCUCAGAAAAUUGGGCAUUGGCAGCAUGAAGUCAAGUGGAGAUAUUAUUUCCUUCCCAGAUGAUGACGGCUUUCUGCUUCCCACUUCUCUUACCCACCUCUUCAUUGCUGGAUUCAAGAAUCUAAAAUCCAUAUCCAUGGGUAUCCAAAAGCUCACCUCUCUUGAAAAAUUGGAAAUUUGGAGGUGCACAAAACUGCAGUCCUUCCCAGCUGAGGGCUUCCCUGCUACACUUGAAUGCCUAUGUAUUGACAACUGCCCUCUGCUUCGGGAUCAUUGCUUAAAAGAAAAAGGGGGACACUACUGGCCUAUCAUUUCUCAUAUCCCCCGCGUUGUUAUACGCAAUUAA